This is a messenger RNA of Macadamia integrifolia, 1083 nucleotides long. RefSeq names its product proteasome subunit beta type-6. The record is from RefSeq and is a predicted model, not a curated record. Gene Ontology annotation, molecular function: threonine-type endopeptidase activity. The transcript is spliced from 10 exons. The coding region runs from base 280 to 969 and encodes 229 amino acids. Lineage: Eukaryota; Viridiplantae; Streptophyta; Magnoliopsida; Proteales; Proteaceae. Gene Ontology annotation, cellular component: proteasome core complex.
ACUUGGGCGGAAAGUCAUCUCGCAGUCUCGCUCUACCAUUAAAAAAUUGAUCUCUCCGCGACAACUAUUUUUUUUGGAGGGCUCUUUGUUGGUUUUUUCAUCUUCUCCGUCUCCGACAGCGUUGCAGCGGCCCCAACCGAGGAGGAAUCAACUCCAGAGACUAGAACCUGCCUCGGUUCACUUCUCGUAGUCUUCAAAUAGGUUUUACAUUGCUUCUAUCCUUUUGGUGGUCUGCAGCUCCCACGAUUUUCAGGGUUUUUUUACGCUAGUUUUGCUUCAAUGGAUCUUCAUCUUGAUGCUCCUCAUUCGAUGGGAACAACCAUAAUCGGAGUAACCUACAACGGAGGCGUUGUCCUCGGUGCCGAUUCUAGAACAAGCACUGGAAUGUAUGUUGCUAACCGGGCAUCAGACAAGAUCACACAGCUAACAGAUAACGUUUACUUGUGUCGCUCUGGCUCAGCUGCGGAUUCUCAAAUUGUCUCUGAUUAUGUUCGUUACUUUCUCCAUCAACACAUAAUACAACUUGGACAGCCUGCAACUGUGAAGGUCGCUGCAAAUCUAGUCAGACUUUUGUCAUAUAACAAUAAGAAUAUGCUACAAGCUGGCCUCAUUGUUGGUGGAUGGGACCGGUAUGAAGGAGGUAAAAUUUAUUCUGUGCCUCUUGGUGGGACAAUUUUGGAGCAACCUUUUUCAAUUGGAGGAUCUGGCUCCAGCUACUUGUAUGGAUUCUUUGAUCAAGCAUGGAGGGAAGGAAUGUCCCAAGAUGAAGCAGAGGAAUUAGUGGUGAAGGCAGUCUCACUUGCAAUUGCUCGAGAUGGUGCUAGUGGAGGUGUUGUUCGCACUGUCACUAUAAACUCAGAAGGGGUGUUGAGGAAGUUCCACCCAGGAGAUACCCUUCCCACAUGGCAUGAAGAGUUGGAGCCCCAGAAUUCGUUGCUCGACACGCUGAUGCCAGAGGAUGCACAAUAAGACCAUUGUUUCAUAAGUCAAGAAACGCUAGCAACAGUCAAUAUUUAUGUUAUUUUUUAUGGGAUUAUGCAUGUACACCAUAUUUGAACCAUUUUUGUAACUCACUUCCCUUUC